GGGGCGUGGCCGCAAAGCCGCGGAGGCUGGGGGCGGGGCCGCCCGGGGGAUGCAGCGGGGGCGCACCGCUUUCCGGCUUCACUUAACAGCUGCCGGGCGUCGGGCGGAGAGUGUCUCUGCCUUAGGACCGGCGUGUAGACCUCUGACCCUGGAGUCACUGGGCGGCCAGGAACCGUUCCCUCGGGUCGUCGCCUGGGCUGCCCGCCGUUCCCCGCCCCCGUGGGCCCCGGCCGGCCGCUGCUGUGGGAGAGGUCAGCAUGAGCCUGGGGGUCCUCCGGGCCGGCGCCAGGCAGGGGGCGGCGGCCGCGUUGCAGCUGCUGGUGGCGCUGAGCUUUCUCCUGAGCGUCGUCGAGGCCCAGGUUGCUGGAGUUCUGGAUGAUUGCUUGUGUGAUAUUGACAGCAUCGAUAACUUCAAUACCUUCAAAAUCUUCCCCAAAAUAAAAAAAUUGCAAGAGCGAGACUAUUUCCGUUAUUACAAGGUUAAUCUGAAGCGACCAUGCCCCUUCUGGGCAGAAGAUGGCCACUGUUCAAUAAAAGACUGUCAUGUUGAACCCUGUCCAGAGAGUAAAAUUCCAGUUGGAAUAAAAGCUGGGCAUUCCAAUAAGUACUUGAAAGUGACAAAUAAUACCAAAGAAUUAGAAGACUGUGAGCAAGCUAAUAAACUUGGAGCAAUUAACAGCACAUUAAGUAAUCAAAGCAAAGAAGCUUUCAUUGACUGGGCAAGAUAUGAUGAUUCACAGGAUCACUUUUGUGAACUUGAUGAUGAGAGAUCUCCAGCUGCUCAGUAUGUAGACCUACUGCUGAACCCCGAGCGCUACACCGGCUAUAAAGGGACCUCUGCGUGGCGAGUGUGGAACAGCAUCUAUGAGGAAAACUGUUUCAAGCCUCGAUCUGUUUAUCGUCCUUUAAAUCCUCUGGCACCCAGCCGAGGUGAAGAUAAUGGAGAAUCAUUCUAUACAUGGCUGGAAGGUUUGUGUUUGGAGAAAAGAGUCUUCUAUAAGCUUAUAUCGGGACUUCAUGCUAGUAUCAAUUUACAUCUGUGUGCAAAUUAUCUUUUGGAAGAAACCUGGGGUAAACCUAGCUGGGGACCUAAUAUCAAAGAAUUUAAACGCCGCUUCGACCCCAUGGAAACCAAAGGAGAAGGCCCAAGAAGACUAAAGAAUCUGUACUUUUUAUACUUGAUUGAGCUCCGAGCUUUGUCAAAGGUGGCUCCAUAUUUUGAGCGCUCGAUUGUCGACCUUUACACUGGAAAUGCCGAAGAAGAUGCUGACACAAAAACCCUUCUACUGAACAUCUUUCAAGAUACAAAGUCCUUCCCUAUGCAUUUUGAUGAGAAAUCCAUGUUCGCCGGUGACAAAAAAGGGGCCAAAUCAUUAAAGGAGGAAUUCCGGUUACACUUCAAGAAUAUCUCCCGUAUAAUGGACUGUGUUGGAUGCGACAAAUGCAGAUUAUGGGGAAAAUUACAGACUCAGGGUUUAGGAACUGCCCUGAAGAUAUUAUUCUCCGAAAAAGAAAUCCAAAAGCUGCCAGAGCACAGUCCAUCUAAAGGAUUCCAACUCACCCGACAAGAAAUAGUUGCUCUUUUAAAUGCUUUUGGAAGGCUUUCUACAAGUAUAAGAGAGUUACAGAAUUUUAAAGUCUUAGUACAACACAGUAGGUAAUAAAUGUCUAACUAGAGACAUAAAAUGACUUUGUAAAGCCUUUUAAUCUUGGACAUUCAGCAGAAAGAGACUAAUCUUCUAAAAUUUCAAGAAUUCUGAACUCAAAAAUGCUCACUUGAAUAUUUAUGAUUCUUCACAGAUUAUUAGAAAUAUUUAUAAGUGAAAUAUAUACUUUCAAAAUGUGUAAGUUAUACUAAUUGUGUUUAAUUUCAUGCAUUUUCAUCUGUUGAAUAUUCUGUUUGUUUAUAAUUGCUUUUGUUUUUAUUCUGUAAUCCUUUAUGUUUCCAGUUGUCAAACUUAAAUAACUGUAUCUCCAUUUGGAGAAGCAGGAACAAAUGUUGCUUGGGGCUGGUAUCAGUGACAGAAAUGUAUCAAUGAUUUCUUAAUGUGUUUUCAGUCUUACUCAGCUCUCUGUGUCACCGUCUAUAAUAUGGAACUGUCACUGUGAUGAACGGCCCUUUCAAUGAUCAGUUAGAGAAAUUCCUUAAGAUUCUCUAAGACUUCAACUUUAAUUAGUUUUUAUUUAAGAUUUGUAGUUGUUGCUGUUUUGUUUUCCAUCUAGAAGACCUGCUCUGGUAAGGUGAGUAGGUACUCUCCCCGAUGCUCCCCAGCCAGAUUUCAGGUGUGUAUACUGGGCUGGCUUAGGAGUAUUUUACUUAGAACCUUCUUUUGAUUUUGCUUUUCUCUGUUCCUAGAAAUUUUAGGGAAAAUGAAAUUUUCAGAUACUUUUAGAAAAAAAAAUUGAAUAUUUAACAAAUAACUUCUUGAUAAAAUUUGAAUGAGACUAUGAAUUUAUAAUGCCAAUUAAAAGCAUUAUAUACACAAAAUUUGCUAUUUGAAAUUAAAGUAUUUUUACAGGAUUUAAUUUUAGAAUGCAAUCUAUGCAAUCUCUUUGGUCUGAUUUUCUUUCGUAGAAUACAGAAGCAGGCAGAUUAAAGGCAAGCCUCUGUUAAGUGCCCCCCUCAAAACCUUUUAUCAUUUUAGUUCAUUGUAUAUAAGCAGUAUUUUGUGUGAUUUCGUACCAACAAAUGGUUAAUAAGUCCUACACUGGUUUUUCUAAACCUGGGAUUUUAAAUCUUAAAACAGUAUUUAAAAUCUUGAUUCUUUGAAAAGAUGUGGAUAGAAUGAUUAACUUGGAAGCUUGCAUCUGUGUAGAAGUUGCGAGAGUACGAAAUCUAAAGUUUCUCCUAGGUUCUGCAGUCUCUCAUGAGGUAAAUAAGUGCUCUUAAACCCUAUCUUAUUCUGCCAAAGUCUGAAAUGUGUUCAUUGAAGAUUUUAAAUUAUAGUUAGUUGGCUCACCCUACUUUUAAAAAUACUUAGCCAUUCCUUGCAGGGCUGUGGUUGAGGAGUAAGGUCUCACUAGAGUCAUUUUCUCACUCAUUUGUAACCUUUAUAAACUUGUGAUCUUACUUGAUGAUGACAGUGGUGGUGGGUUUUGUUAAGUUGAAUAAAAAAGACUGGCUUGAUUGGA
Otolemur garnettii (small-eared galago) is the source of this 3132-nucleotide messenger RNA. It is a transcript of the gene ERO1B, whose product is annotated as endoplasmic reticulum oxidoreductase 1 beta. The transcript is spliced from 16 exons. Gene Ontology annotation, biological process: protein folding in endoplasmic reticulum. The coding region runs from base 258 to 1661 and encodes 467 amino acids. The record is from RefSeq and is a predicted model, not a curated record. Lineage: Eukaryota; Metazoa; Chordata; Mammalia; Primates; Galagidae. Gene Ontology annotation, cellular component: endoplasmic reticulum; endoplasmic reticulum membrane. Gene Ontology annotation, molecular function: FAD binding; thiol oxidase activity; protein-disulfide reductase activity.